AUGAAGCGUGUGUAUUUAUCGGGUGCUGCGAAGAAGAAGGCAAAAAAUGAAAAAAAACUUAAAGAAGAUAAAGGAAAACGUAAUUUACUUGAUUUCGGUUGGUGUACGUCAAGUAGGAACUUGGCUCAAAAUGAUAUAAACGAGCAACAAUGUGAUAUUGAUGACCCCAAAGUAUUAGAAAAUGAAAAAACCGUAAAUAUUCAUGUAGGAGAGUCCAAAAAAAGUAAAAUUGAUGAUACAGUUGUUCCAUAUCCAAAAGAAAUUAAUGAAAACGUUAUUAACACACAAAAUAAUGAGGUAGUUAAAUGUAUACCAAUGAACGAGAAUGAAAGUGUAAAGGAAUUAGAUAAAAAUGUUAUUGACAGUAAUAUAUUUUGUUCCAAAGGCAUUAUUGAAGCCAAUUAUAACAAACAAUCUGACGAAAUGUUUAAAUUAAGUAACGAUCCAGCAACUUGGAAAAAACUUAGUUUGUCAGAUCGCGACUAUUUAGCUGCAGUUGGUCGGUCUACUAUGCCAUCAAAAGAUGAUGAAUUUGAGCCAUCGGGUUUAUGUAGAAAUGGUAUUGAAAAUAAUUGGAGAAAACUGUAUGACAAGAUCGAUAACCACGAAGGGAAUACGAAGUACAUAGAAAGAUAUUUAUUAUGGAAGGACUUGGUAGAAGCAAUAAAUGGUAGGAAAGGGAUCGACAAAGAUUUGCAAGUUUCUAUUAACACAGAGAAAGAAAAAUGGAGAAAACUCCUACGGAUAGUAGUAGAUAUCACAUUGUUUUUAGCAGAAAAUAAUUUGCCAUUUAGAGGCAUACACUCAACGAUCGAUCAUGAUGACUGUGGACUUUUUAUUUCAACUGCAAAAUUAGUUAGUCAUUACAGCGAAACAAUGAAAAAUCAUUUGGACACUAUUAAGGAAUAUAAAGACAGUGGAGCUGAUAUUGCAAACAAAAUAGAAGAAAUUUUAGUUGAAUGCAAUUUAGAUUUAGCACUAUGCAGGGGCCAAGGUUAUGAUAAUGCAGCAAAUAUAUCUGGCAAAUAUAACGGCGUGAAAAGUAAAAUAAUAGAGAAGUAUCCUCAAGCUUUGUUUUCACCAUGUAGUGCUCACUCUUUAAAUCUAUGUGGAGUACAUGCAAUGGAAACCAGCCUAGAAGUAAAAACAUAUUUUGGAAACAUUCAAAAGAUAUACAACUUUUUUUCUUGUAGUCCAUCAAGAUGGAAGAUACUUCAAGAAACUGCUGGUCUUUCACUACAUUCAAUAUCAGCUACUAGAUGGAGUGCCAGAAUUGAUGCUGUUCGUCCAUUAUCUAAAAAUUAUUCCGGUAUUCUAAAUUCACUUGUUCGUGUUAAAAAUGAAAUUAAUCUACCUGCAGAUAAUCAUGCUGAAGCAGUUGGUCUGAUUUCGUGGUUACAUUCCUUUGAAUUUAUAUUGUUAACAACUAUCUGGUACAAGGUUCUUCAGUGUAUUGAUGAUCGAAAUAAAAUUCUUCAGAGCAAAAAAACUUCCAUAGAUGAAAGUUCAAUGCAUUUUCAACAAUUAGCUACAGAAAUUCAACAGAUAAAAGACUCUUGGAAUGAUUUAUUACUGGAGUCGAAAUCAGUAGCUUCCACUUUGAAUUUAACGACAGAAUUUAAGAUAACUUCAAGAGUUCGAAGAAAAAAACAUUUUCACGAUGAUAUUUCAGAUGAACAGCCUUUCCAUGAUAUUGAAAACAAAUUUAAAGUUGAAGUGUUUGUAACCGCAUUAGAUAGGCUUUUAUCAGAUAUUUAUGGUAUUCAAGCAACUAUGGAGAAAAUAACAAACACAUUUUCUUCAAUAAUCAAUCCACCAGAUACAGAAGAACCAAGUGCUGAAUAUUUCAAAGCUCAAGCUAAUAUAAUUUCAAGUGUAUAUCCUAAUGACGUGUGUGCUAAUGUAUUAAAAGAGGAACUACGAAUUUAUUUCAAAAUACACAAAAAAGGACUUCAAAAUAUACUACCUCAAAUAUGUAUUUGUCUUCGAAUACUUUCUACCAUUCCCACGUCUGUGUCAACGGGAGAAAGAUCUUUCAGUAAACUGAAAUUAAUAAAAAGUUAUUUACGUUCAACUACAGCAGAAAACCGCUUAAAUCAUUUAAUACUUCUCUCCAUCGAACACAAGUUGGCAAAGACCCUAGAUUAUGAUGAUAUUAUUGACAGCUUUGCUGAAAAAAAAGCUAGGAAAAAGGUGUUCUGA
Messenger RNA from Rhopalosiphum padi (bird cherry-oat aphid), 2202 nucleotides. Its product is annotated as 52 kDa repressor of the inhibitor of the protein kinase-like. The transcript has 4 exons. Gene Ontology annotation, molecular function: protein dimerization activity. The coding region runs from base 1 to 2202 and encodes 733 amino acids. The record is from RefSeq and is a predicted model, not a curated record. NCBI's taxonomy places the organism in Eukaryota, Metazoa, Arthropoda, Insecta, Hemiptera, Aphididae.